AUGACAAAAGAAGAAGAAGAAAAAGAUAUAUCAAAUACAACAAAAGAAGCAAAAGAAGAAGAAGCAAAAGAAAAUAAAGAAGAAGACAAAGCAGCAAUAAAAGAUAAAGAAGAAGAAGCUCUAGUAAAUGAACAAGAAAGAAAAGAAGAAGAAGCAGAUAAAGAUAAAGAUAUAGAUAUGGAUAAAGAUAUAGAUAAAGAUAUAGAUAAAGAUAUAGAUAUAGAUACAGAUAAAGAUAAAGAUAAAGACAAAGAUAAAGAUAAAGAUAAAUAUACAGAAAAGGAUAAAGAUAAAGAUAAAGAUAAAGAUAAAGAUGAAGAGACAUCUUUAUGCAAUUGGUUAUUCUUUGUCCGAUAUUUUCUUGUUUAA
This is a messenger RNA of Eimeria acervulina, 369 nucleotides long. RefSeq lists its product as hypothetical. The transcript is spliced from 2 exons. Lineage: Eukaryota; Apicomplexa; Conoidasida; Eucoccidiorida; Eimeriidae. The record is from RefSeq and is a predicted model, not a curated record. Bases 1 to 369 code for a protein of 122 amino acids.